AUGGAGUCCUGGAUUGGGCUUCCUCAGGACGCCUCUGAGACGCUGAAAGACGCGACCAACAAUUUCAUCCUAAGCAAGGCUACGGAUGAAGACAGGGACGUCAAGGAGAGAUUUGAUCAACAGCUGCAGAGGGCUCAUGCAGCUGCAGAAGAUCUCCUGACAGAGUCCCAAGUGAGUGGCUCACCUGCACCAUGGCAAGUGCCAGAGGGAUACGGUUAUCACCUGCAACUGCUGCGCGAAUUGAGAAUCCUGGAGGACCAAGUUCAAUUUGGGUAUGAGAUGAGAGAGGUGGAAGAGCAGGCAGAGGUGGCGGCCCAGGCCCUCUCUGAACAUGUGAUGUCUCUGAAACUUUGGGACGAGCCAGCGGAUGCAGCUGCUGAUGCUUCAACCGCUAUGGGAGAGACAGACUCGUUCUUCAGAAGUACAACUGGAAACUUCCGCGACACUGUCAGUGGCUUCAGAGAUACAGGCCUCACCUUCCGUUCCAACUGUUCCUUUGAGACUGAUGCCAAGGCGGAUGCCAGUCCCAAGGAAGAUAUGUUGGAAAUCAUCCUGGCUGAGCACAACAAUCUCCCAGAGAACAUGCGGAAGGAGUUGGAGGAAUUUGAGGCGGACCUUGAAUUUCGCAGAAAUGCUGAGGAGAGGCACAUUGGCCUCCUUUCUGUGAUGCAAAAGACCAGUACCUUCAGACAUGAUCCCGACUUCCGCACAGAAGCUUGGACAGAGUCCUGA
Cladocopium goreaui is the source of this 732-nucleotide messenger RNA. The record is from the annotation of a GenBank genome assembly. Lineage: Eukaryota; Dinophyceae; Suessiales; Symbiodiniaceae.